Molecule: messenger RNA, 693 nt
Organism: Stylonychia lemnae
Lineage: Eukaryota; Ciliophora; Spirotrichea; Sporadotrichida; Oxytrichidae
Source: the annotation of a GenBank genome assembly
AUGAUUGCUGUUAUUUCAGAAUCAUACGAGAGAGUCAUGUAAAAUCUGGUUGCUGAGGCAUAUAAGGUUAAGGCAAAUAUGAUAGCUGAAAGAGAACAGCUUUUCUCAAAUGAUGAUCUAAAUAAAAGUGAGCUAUUUCCUGCAUACAUUGUUGUAAGAAGGUAAAUUAAAAGCGAGUCUAAUGAUGGUGGUGAAUGGUAAGGAUUCAUCAAAGAUUUAAAGUACACUAUAAGAACGACAUCAGCAAAAUCAAAAGGGGAAAUUAUUCAAAAUUUAUAAUAGUCAAUUGGAAAGUUAGACAAUGGAAAUGAAUAAAAUUUAAAACUUAUGAGUGGAGAAUUAAGCGAGCAAAUUAAAAUAUUGAAGUAAUAAUUUGAAAAAACUUCAGAAGAUAGCGGGAAAGAAAUAAAGUUAAUAAAAGAAUAAUAAUCCUAAUAUAAAGAAAGCAUCCUCCUUUAAAUUGAUUCAAUAGUUCAAAGUCUUUAAGCACAAAGCAAAGAUCUUGAUUUAAAAGUAGUUGGAGUGGAUACAAAAAUUAUGGGAUUAGAUACAAAAGUUGAAAAUCUUGAAGUAUAUGGAAAAGGACUGAAUGAUAAAAUUGAAAGUCUUGACUCUAAAGUAACAGAAAUUUAGAAUAACAUGGAAUUUAUUAAGGAUUCUAUGACUUUACUCCUCUAGAAGAAUAAUCAAUGA